This is a messenger RNA of Selaginella moellendorffii, 2073 nucleotides long. RefSeq names its product flavonoid 3'-monooxygenase-like. Bases 1 to 2055 code for a protein of 684 amino acids. The record is from RefSeq and is a predicted model, not a curated record. Gene Ontology annotation, molecular function: iron ion binding; monooxygenase activity; heme binding. The transcript has 5 exons. Lineage: Eukaryota; Viridiplantae; Streptophyta; Lycopodiopsida; Selaginellales; Selaginellaceae.
AUGCAGUGCCUGCUUUGGAUUUCGGCUUUGGAUCGAAAUGACAGUGAGAGGCCAAGAUCCAAGCACGCAAUGGAGGGAGGGGAUGAGAAGGUGAAUUCAUGGUGUAGCUGCAAGCCUUUACAUUUCCAGGAGAGUUCCGAUCCCGUCGAUCAAAGCUACACCAAGGUCAUUGUUGUGCGAAAACUGAAGCAGGCAACGUCCCACAAAUUUUUGUUUUUGCCCCAGCACAGCUCUUUGCUGACAGGGAGCAAAGCUUACACAUUUCAAAAUCUAGCCGCCGAGAACAGCAACAUCAGCAGGUAUCCUGGAGAAGAGGGAAUUUUUGCCAGCAAGUUAAGUCGUGUAGCAGCGCCAGGGAUCUCCGAGAGGGCAGGCACCUCCAUUCUAGCGCUGCUGCCAAUGCAGGGCCAAUGCAUCGCCGUGGCAAGUGCGAUGGGAAUGCUGUUCGCUCCAAACGCCGUGGCAUGGAAAACGGUGCUGGGGGCCAGAAGUGGAACAACGAUAGUGGCGUUUGAGGGAAUAGUCGCCGGCAUACAUUCUCGCGUUGUCACCACUGGUGACUCACCAGCUAUUCAGACCAUCGAGUCGAUGGACUUUGCUGUGGCCUUGUUCGUCCUUGCCAUCGGCUGGAUCACUCUAUCUCUCUUCAUUGAGAGAAUUCGAUCGUCGCGGCUCCCUCCAGGUCCAUUCUCUUUGCCCAUUUUUGGAGCGCUCUUCUCCCUCGAGGAGCCACUCCACCACCACUUUGCGAAGAUCGGCAAGAAGUAUGGGCCGAUUGUCUUCCUCAAGAUGGGAAUGGCCCCGUUCGUGGUGGUCAACGACAACCAAAUGGCAGCACAGGUUCUCAAGGCCCACGACCUUGAGUUUGGAAGCCGACCGGACGAUGGGUUCUUCCGGAUCGUCAGCCACGGCCGGAACGAUCUCGUCCUGGCUCCCAUCGGUGAUAAGUGGAAAGCAAUGAGAAGGAUUUGCAGCACACACCUGUUUAGCAACAGUAUGGUCAAGGCAAGUGCAGGAUUCCGGGAGUCAGAGAUGAAGCAUGCAGUCAAGGCCAUUUUCCAGCAAUCCGGGACAACGAUCAAGCUGCAAGAGGUUCUCAGCAAUCUCUUGUCAAAUUCGCUGUGCCUGGUUCUUUUUAGCGAGCGGGGGCUGGAAGUGGUGGAUCUUGUCCGGAGCGUAGCCGCUCUAAGCUUGAACUUGAACAUUGGAAUUCUGUUUCCGGCACUCGACCGGCUGGAUUUUCAUGGAAUCUAUCAGAAACUCAACACGCAGCUCAUGCCUCGUCUGAAGCUCCUGCUGGAAGAUCAAAUCGACAAGCAUCGACGCCGGAAAGAUCAAGCUGGAGACGGAUUCGUCCCUCGAGAUUUCAUCGACGUUCUUAUAUCUCUGGAGGACAAGGAUAAGUUGUCCAACAUCUCCAUGUUGGCACUGCUCUCAGACAUGAUUCUCGCGGGGCUGGAAACGUCACUAGUGACGAUCGAGUGGACAAUGGCGGAGCUCAUUAACCAUCCGCAAGUCAUGUCCAAGGCUCAACAGGAGAUGGACAACGUUGUAGGCAGAGCUCGCGCUGUGCAAGAGUCCGAUCUUCCAAAUCUUCCAUACAUCGAAGCCAUUGUCAAGGAGUCAUUACGUCUCCACCCGGCGCUCCCACUGGGAUUUCCUCACUCGAAUCCCAAGCCAGUCAAGUUGGGCGGCUACACCAUCCCUGGCGGCUGCAAGGUUCUCGUCAACAUAUGGGCCAUUGGACGCGAUCCCGCUCGCUGGUCCAACCCAGAGGCGUUCCAGCCGGAGCGUUUUCUGGACUCCAACCCCAUCCCUGCCAACGGCCAGAACUUUGAUUUCCUUCCAAGGAGAGUUUGUGUUGGCUAUCCACUGGCCAUGAGAUCGAUAUCGUUUUUCGUGGCCAGUUUGCUCCAGGCAUUCGAGUGGAGUCCUGCUAACCCAGCCGGGAUCGACAUGGAGGAACGCACAAGAAGUAUGACGAUGAAGCUCACUGCCGACUUGCUUGUAAAUGCGUCUAUCAGGCUCGAUCAGAAUAUAUUGAUAAAUAAUUAAAAUGACCAAAUGCCUUGA